UAUGUUUUAGGUUACAUGUUACUACUUCAUAUUGUCUCUUAUGACUUUAUAUAUUUUUCUUUCAUUCUGCAGAAGCUAUUUUCCUUGGGUGCAGGAGACAGACAGCUGAUACAGACUCCUUUACAUGACAGCCUUCCCGUCACAGGCACUAGUGUGGCUCUUUUAUUUCAGCAAUUAGGAAUUCAAAAUGUCCUCAACCUCUUUUGUGCAGUCCUUACAGAAAAUAAGGUUCUCUUCCAUUCAGCAAGUUUUCAGAGACUUAGUGAUGCCUGUAGAGCCCUGGAAUCUUUAAUGUUUCCUCUUAAAUACAGUUAUCCUUAUAUUCCCAUUCUUCCGGCUCAGCUACUAGAAGUUUUGAGUUCUCCAACUCCUUUCAUUAUUGGAGUACACUCCAUCUUUAAAACUGAUGUUCAUGAGCUUUUAGAUGUAAUCAUAGCAGAUUUGGAUGGAGGAACUAUCAAAAUUCCUGAAUGCAUUCAUCUCUCCUCUCUCCCGGAGCCACUUCUUCACCAGACUCAAGCAGCUCUUUCUUUGAUUUUGCACCCUGAUUUGGAAGUAGCAGAUCAUGCUUUCCCUCCUCCACGAACAGCUUUAUCCCACUCAAAAAUGCUGGAUAAAGAAGUACGAGCAGUUUUCCUUAGGCUAUUUGCACAACUGUUCCAAGGAUAUAGGUCAUGCCUCCAGCUUAUACGGAUCCAUGCUGAACCUGUGAUCCAUUUUCACAAAACAGCUUUCUUGGGGCAGCGUGGCUUGGUUGAGAAUGAUUUCCUCACUAAAGUGCUCAAUGGAAUGGCAUUUGCAGGUUUUGUUUCAGAAAGAGGGCCUCCAUAUAGAGCCUGUGAUCUCUUUGAUGAGUUGGUAGCUUUUGAAGUAGAGAGAAUUAAAGUUGAAGAAAAUAACCCACUGAAGAUGAUAAAGCACAUCAGAGAACUUGCUGAGCAACUAUUCAAAAAUGAGAAUCCAAACCCUCAUAUGGCAUUCCAGAAGGUUCCACGCCCAACAGAAGGAUCCCACUUGAGAGUUCAUAUUCUUCCUUUCCCAAAGAUUAAUGAAGCCCGGGUUCAGGAACUAAUGCAGGAAAAUCUUGCUAAGAACCAGAAUGCACCUCCUGCUACACGAAUAGAAAAGAAAUGUGUGGUACCAGCAGGUCCACCUGUUGUUUCUAUAAUGGAUAAAGUGAUAACAGUUUUCAACAGUGCACAGAGACUGGAAGUUGUUAGAAACUGCAUCUCUUUUAUAUUUGAAAAUAAAACUUUGGAAACUGAGAAGACCCUUCCUGCUGCCUUGAGGGCCCUUAAAGGAAAAGCAGCCAGACAGUGUCUCACUGAUGAACUGGGUUUGCAUGUCCAGCAGAACCGGGCAAUAUUGGAUCAUCAGCAGUUUGACUACAUAAUAAGGAUGAUGAAUUGUACUCUGCAGGAUUGCUCAAGUUUAGAAGAAUAUAACAUUGCUGCAGCACUACUUCCUCUUACCAGUGCUUUCUAUAGGAACAUUAACUGAAGCUGACAUCAGCAUUUGCAGAUGCCCAAGUGUAAGCAUGAGAAAUCAGCCCAACAGGAGUGGAAUUUGAAUCCUAAGAAAGGAUUGAGAUUUUCAGAAAUUAUCUGGACAACAUCACUUUUUUUAGAACUAGUAAAGUUUAAAUUUUACAGAAUAACUUGUUUUGUGUUUGUAAGGGAGUUGUACUGCUGUGAAACAAGCAGUUACUUGUUACUACGACAACCAUAUGCUCAGUUUGAGUAGCUUUGUAUUUUAAAGCUUGAAUGUGAUAGUACAUUUUAGAAUUAUCACAUCUCUUGUGUGCAAAAUAAUGUUCAUGGUUACAGUAUAAUACAUCUUUAGGUACCAGUGCUAUGCAAUAAGACAUGUUUCCAAAUACAGAUCUUAUGUUACUUAAA
Messenger RNA from Cricetulus griseus (Chinese hamster), 1898 nucleotides. The record is from RefSeq and is a predicted model, not a curated record. Lineage: Eukaryota; Metazoa; Chordata; Mammalia; Rodentia; Cricetidae.